AUGGUACUGUCGACUGAUAAAAGGGAAGGAGAGACAAUGAUGCAAGUAGCUGAAUCGUAUAUGGGGGAACUGGUCCAUAGGAGUAUGGUUCAAGUGACAUUUCAAGAUAUGGAAAACUCGCGUACAAAGAUAAGAUCUUCCUCACUUCAUGACCUUAUGAGAGACCUAUCUCUCUCCCAAGCAAAAGCAGAAGAUUUUUCUGAAGUUAUUGAUCUUCGAGAAGGAAAUAAUUUUCAUCUUAAUCCUUCGGCAGAUUUCAGGUCGGAUGACACUCGACAACUUGUCGUUUAUUAUGAUGAGGAACAUAUAAGCAAACAAAUUAAAUCCUACUUUGUCAAGAAAUGCAAGCAACAACAAUAUCGAUCAAUGUUACUAUUCGGUGAUGGUGCAUACACAGAUUUGCCGAAAGUAGUGGGGUCACAUGUUGCCAAUUUCAGGUUCCUAAGAGUUUUUUCCGUGGAAAAUGCUGAAGUAGAUGGUAAACUUUAUCCUAGAAGUUUUGUGAGAGCACUAGGAAGCCUUGUGUACUUGAGAUAUCUUAGUGUAAGGAAUGUUUCCUUGUCAAUGAUUCCAUCUAUACAGAACAUGGUGCUACUUCAAACUCUCAAAUUAGAUCUAUUCAGACCUAUAUCUAUUCCAUCAUGGCUUUCAAGAAACAUUCUGGGCAAGCUGAGACAUUUGCGGCAUUUGUAUUUACCUCUUAGUGCUGAUUGGACACCUCCAAAGACACAAAAAUUAAGGUUUGAUGGUUUGGGCAAGUUAGAGACAUUGGAGAACUUCUGUAAUUUGUGGUGUGAGGUUGACGAUCUUCCGAAACUAAUCAAUCUUCAGAAACUAACAUUAGAAAUAUACAGUGUUCGUGAUGAUGGGAAAGAGACCAUGGAAAAUCUGUCCUUGCCAUCAUCUUCAAAUCUCGGGUACUUGGGACUUUCUCUUAAUUUUUACGAUCAACCAGGAGAGACUGUGAGAGAGUUGUUUUGGGAUUAUAAAUCCAUCCUUCAGAAAUUAAGCAUAUGUGGUCGACUUGCAGAAUUGGCUCAAUUAUUUGAGAACCAACCGCGAAAUAUUAUCAAUAAUCAUGUUGAAGAAUCUUCAAUUCGUAUCACUUCCUUGAAGCUAUGGUUAUCGCUCCUGGUAGAUGACCCAAUGCCGGUACUCGAGAAGAUUCCUAUGCUGCGUAAUCUCAAUUUAUCUGUAGACUCAUAUGUGGGGAAGGCGAUGGUGUGCUCGUCCAUGGGUUUCCCGAAACUCACCACUCUUGAACUGCGCAAGCUCCCCAACUUGGUGAAAUGGAAUAUAGAGGAAGGCAGCAUGUCUGUUCUCACCAACUUAACGAUUACUAGUUGCUUGAUGUUAGAGGAGCUUCCAGAAGGUCUGACAUUUCUCACUUCCCUUCAGCAUUUAUCGUUACGCUAUAUGCCUACAGAUUUCAUAUACAAACUCCGAACGGAAGAUGGCAAAAAAGGACAGGACUUUUACAAAGUUGCUCACGUUCCUCUCUUUUCUAUUUUCAAUGGGACUCCCUGGCAAUAUGUAGAAUUAGAAUAA
Molecule: messenger RNA, 1548 nt
Organism: Daucus carota subsp. sativus
Lineage: Eukaryota; Viridiplantae; Streptophyta; Magnoliopsida; Apiales; Apiaceae
Product: putative disease resistance protein At1g59780
Exons: 1
Coding region: 1-1548 (515 amino acids)
Biological process (GO): defense response to other organism
Source: RefSeq, a predicted model, not a curated record